AUGGAGCUGCCUGUAAAUUCUCCCUAUGCACCACCAAAAUAUGUCAUGCUCUCAGGGAAUAAUGAUAACCAAGGCAACCUCAGGCCCCCUCCUUAUCACCGUAACAUUCCUCGGUACCAUUCCAAAAAGUCACGCGGUAGUUGUCUCUUUAAGUGCAUAUGUUGCUGCUAUUGCUGUCUCUUCCUCCUCACUGCCCUCUUCCUUGGCCUCACUUUCUUGCUCUACAACAUGUACAGGCCCAAAGUUCCAUCCUACAAUGUUGAUAGCUUCGGUGUUCAUGCUUUUGAACUCCAAUCUGAUAUGAGCCUCUUCACCGAAUUCGCUGUGGUUGUAAAAGCUGAGAACCCAAAUUCAUAUAUGGGUUUCCUAUAUGGCAAAGACAGUCAGGUUAACGUGUCCUACUCGGACUCUCAGCUUUGUUCUGGGAAAAUACCAAGUUUUUAUCAACCAAAAAAGAAUACAACAAUGAUAAGUAUUGCGUUAAAAGGCACUAGUCCAUUUGGGUCAGGGCUACAACAAGCCCUUUUGGAAAACAGGCAUACAGGGAAGAUACCUUUGCUUGUGAGAGUGAAGGCACCAAUUAACGUUGUGCUGGGACGUUUUCCAUUGAAGGGGUUUGAUGUCUAUGUAAACUGCUCCUUGGUCAUCGAUAACUUGUCACCCAACAAGAAAGUUGAGAUUUUAUCUGCCAAAUACGAUUAUGACUUUGACAUUAAUUGGUUCUGAAAACCUUGAUCUUGAUGUUUGUGAGUUUUUCGAUAAUAUAUACUGGCCGUGUGGAACUAGACGCGCGCAGCAGUGGAAGCAUUUGAAGGUAUAUUACAUAUCUCGGCUUCUUUUCUGAGGGAUCUAAGUCAAGAGUUGAAUUUCUACAUGUUCCUCCUGUAAUGUUUUAUAUAUAGUUGCAUUUCAAGAAAAUAUAUGCUAACAAAUAUUAGAGGUGUUUGCAGUUCUAGAUUUGUGUAAUAUUAUAGGCUUUUAUUGGAUUUGGAUGUGAGUUUUCUUGUAAGAAGAAUUCCUAGAAAACA
Molecule: messenger RNA, 1028 nt
Organism: Quercus robur (English oak)
Lineage: Eukaryota; Viridiplantae; Streptophyta; Magnoliopsida; Fagales; Fagaceae
Product: NDR1/HIN1-like protein 6
Exons: 1
Coding region: 1-726 (241 amino acids)
Cellular component (GO): plasma membrane
Source: RefSeq, a predicted model, not a curated record